AUGAUUCGACCGUAUUCGCGUUCCAGCCAAGGAGAAAAUGGGCGGAGACGUCAUGAAAUGGACUUUUAUCGAUGGUAUUUGAGUAGAGCCGCGGUCUGUUUCUUACUUCACUCGGAGAAAAAUGUUUGAUUUUUAAAAAGAAUUUUAUUUUUUUAAUUUUUCGUUUUGUAAUUUAAGGUAAAGCUUUAAAUGCGAGUUCUCGGUAUAUAAAUAUUUUUUUCUUCAUAUAUUCGAGUUGUUAUUUCAGAAAAAAAGAUUGGUAAUUAGUUAUAAUUUUUUUAACAAUUAUGUCGAAAAAUUAUUUAAAAAAAUGACUUCUACAUUUUUUUCAUGGAAUUGAAUGAAGUUUUUUUCACUAAUUUGGGUCUCAAAAGUUUCUUUCAGAUAUAUGAAUAACUCUGGCAAAGUAUUACCUUUUGAAAAAUUAUUUCCAAGAAGUACGUUUUAAUGGUUUCAAAAUGAUCUUCGAAGAAAAAAUGGCUCUAACUUAUUUUUUUUUGUGUUUUUAGAUGGUCACCGGCGGCAAAUAUAUCAUUCUUUUUCUCUAUUUUCUCCGAUCUUUCCAAAUCCAAUUGGGAAUUCCGCUGUACUGCGGCGCUGCGUUGAGCCGAUUCCCUUGCGAGUUUGUUUUUACUUUUGAAAUUUUUUUAAAGGCGCUUAGACAAGUUUCUUAAAGCUACCGAAGCGAACAUUUUUUUGAAGAAAUCUGUUUGAAGAAAUUUUUCAGCUUUGUAAUAUAUAUAUUUUUGGCUUUUUUUAAAGAGCAUAGGUGAAUUUCUUGAGGUUAUCGGAAGGUUAACAAACUUUUUAUAGUUUUUAAAGGUGCAGAGUCUUUCCUCGUUCUGAAACAACACUAAAAUUGGAUCUUAGUAUUGAGACCUUUAGGAAUUUUCGGUUUUCUCCUUUAAAUAGCUCAAAAAUAUUCGGAAUUUUUCAAUAAAUUUUGCUCAGAGCCUCGAGAUGUCUCUGGCUCCACGAAAUGCUCGUCCGAAUGCCCGAUUUUCUGAUCGGCGACAAGGUUCCCUACACUUUCUGCCACUGUAUUCUGGUCUUCUGCAUGACGAGGUUUUUUCUUCCAAAAACAAAAGAAAACGAUAAUUUAUAGUGUAGUCAUGUUCCUCUAUGCAAUGUACCUGUCGAUGUGUGCAGAUGGCUGGACCAGUCACUAUCUUCUCAAAAUGAUUUUGAUCCUUCCGAGUAUCGUUUUUGAGGUGUCUUUUUGUUCUAUGAGGGGCGAAAAAGUUUAAAAUUAAUUGCGAAAAAACAUUUUUGCACAUUUUAGCUGAAAAUUUAAUUUUUCGAAGCGGAUAUUUUUUCCAGAUUUUUUGAAGUAUUUGAAACGAUUUUUUCGAUUUAGCUUUGAAAUUUGAAACAUUUUAACUUUUAAGUAUUUUUUUUUGGAUGCUUUUAUAUUGUAUAAUGUGUCAAAAUUCAAAAAAAAGAAAAAAAUGUCCUUUUUACAAUUUUGGUUCAAAAUCAACUCCUCGUUUCAUUUUUUUGGAAGUCUUUUUAUUCUUCCAUGGGUGACAUAAUUUGAAGAGGACUUUCCAAAAAUUAAAACAAGAAAAGAGCAAAAAUCUCGAAAAAUUUCUACAAAAAAAGCUCAAUUUUUUUGGUCCAGAUAGUCAAUUUUUCGACAGUUUCGAGAUUAUAAUAAUUAAAAUGCGAAAAAUAGUUUAUAAAUUAGAAACCGUUUGAAGAAAGUCUUUCGAUAAAUUCAUGGAAAGGUCCAUUAAGUUUUGAGGGAAUUUUGACAUUUUUCAGUAAGUUGGAAAAAAAGCCAUUCUUUUGAACUAUUAAAUAUUGAGUCGGAAAAAUUUCAAAAUUAACUAUUUUUCCCUUUUUUUAUUAAUAAAAAAAGCGAUUUUUCAAAGUUUUGAUGAUUCAGUGUGAUGUAUCAGCAUCAAACAACCGCUUAUUUGCUAAUAGUCUCCAAAUUUAUUUUUAAAAUUCAUUAAAAAUCUCAAUUCUUCUUUGUAAUUAUUCAUGAUUCAAUUUUUAAAGUUUUUUUCAAUAUGGUUCUACGACAAGACAUUUUUUUCUUUUUCCCCAGGUUUACUGUAUGUAAGUUCCGCAUCCGGCGUGUGCACUAUAUGUGUUAGCACAUUCUGAGUGUACCGUCUCCGCGUUUUCAUCAUUUUUAUUUUAAAAGUUUUAGUUUUGUUUCAUUUUUGAACAGUUAGUGUAGUUAAACUGUUUCCGAUAGUUGUAGUACUUCUCCAAUCGCUGUUGGUGUGGCAGAACACGUUUUUUUUUUUUAGAAUUGGCUUAAUUUGUCUGCUAUUUUUUCAGCUUGGACUGAGCAUUUUUUCUUUCUACGCCAUUAUCCGCAAUUACACGGGCCAAUGGAACGUUCAUCACGAAACGCUUUUUUUUAUUCUUUGCGCCGUUUUCGCCGUCACCUUGUGCCUUUUCACUGCUUUUUUGGUUUGUUCGGAGAACGAAAAUCACGAAAAAAGAAUAUUAUUACACAGAUCAUUGUCUAUUUUAUGACCGUCUUCUACAUUGUCGACAAAAAAGGCCAACUUCGUAGGAAUUGGGCCGAAACUUCGUAUUCCAUCGCCCGCCACCCGCCCUACGAUGGAAUCUUGAGAAACUCGCCUUUUAAGGUCAAUUUUGACGGAAAAAGUAUGAAAAGGGUAUUUUUUGUUAAUUCGAAGUCAUUUCAUCUAAUUUUUUUGAAUUUAAAAAUAAUAAACGAUUCUUUGAAUGUGAGAAAAAAUCGCCUUCGAUGAUAAUAUUCGAAGGAGAAAUAAAAUAAGGAUUGAAAAUGAUUUUUCUCGGUUUUCAUGUCAUUUUAUCUAAUUCCCGAUAAAAAAAGAGGAAAAAAAUUUUCUUUUGAGUUUUGAAAAUCGCAUUUUAAUGUCAAAAUUCGACGGAAAAUAACUUUCACAAGAUAUUCUUUUGCAAAUUGGAAGUCAUUCCAUUAUUGCAUUGGCUAAUUUCAAAAAAACAAUUUUUUUGAGCGACUAUAAAAAAACCUGGAAAAAAAUAAGAAAUAUUUAUUUUUUUCUUUCUUGCUGUUCCUUAGAAGCGUUUCAUUUGAUAAAAAGCUUCUUUUAAGCUGUAAAAUUCAAAAUGUGUCUUUUAUUUCAAUCCCGAAACCCAGAGAAAGUUUCGGAAUGAAGCCUAAAAAAAUGACUUUUUUUGAGAUCGAUCCUCAAGUUCCACUCCUCUCUACUACGGAAAGUCAUGCCGCUGGGCACACGGGUUUUUCGAAGGACCCGAAAAUUUAAUUAUUAUUGUUCGAAUUGAUAGAUGAAGCCUACAACCGUCUCUGCAACGCGAUGCGGAGAAACGGCUCUUCUUCGGAUGGAAGUGUUCAGCGACCGACUCCGCAGCGAAGGAAUCAGGGUACGAGUUUGUGAAUUAAUUAUCAAACUGAACUUCAAAAUUUCGAAAAAAAAAACUGACCGGAAAAGCUUUUUUUUUUUGGUUUUUUCUCCGAAAAACGUUUUUGAAAAGUAAAAAGUGGUGGAACAUACUUAUAUCCUGAUUCUUAGAAAAGUGAGUCACUUUAGAAAUCAGAUUUCGAAAUAUUAAAAUACCUGCUCCAGCAAAAUUUCGAAAAAAAGUUCCCGUUAAUCUCGGGCUUCUCCGGUAAGCUGUGUGUGUUAGGUUAUAAACAAAAGUCCGAGCUCGGAAAUUUUCAAUUAACUUAUAUCAGGCAAUAUUAUUGAGUUUUAUAGGAAACUCCUCUUUUUUGGGAAAGUGUGUGCUUCUGUUUUUAGCCAAAGCAAGGCCAAUUUCUUGAAGGAUUAACGGUUUUCUCACGUGAAAGAACCAUCUAUGAAUAAAUUCUAGCAUAUAUUCCCAUACAAAUUCUUCUGAAUCAAUCUUUUUUAUCAGCCCCAAACCGUGCCUUCUCGAGUGGGGACGUCCUCUCUGUCACUGGCGCUUCCGGACGUUUCCUGAUGGACGGAAGUUCGACCAGCGACUACGGUCAGCUGCAGACGUUCAGCAACACGACUCCUGUCAGGCCUGCGGUUCGUUUCAAGGGAGUAUGAAGAAAAAAGCCGCGUGAAAAAUAACCCGUUAAGUUUGAGAAAAAAAAAAGCCGGCGAGAAAUGAGCGUCUAAAAUUUAGCCAUAGUCGGCAGAAUUGGCUUGGAAAGGCGCCCAUGGUUGCUCGGAAUUGGGCCUGCCGCGAAAAAUAAAUUGCAAAAAAGAAAAAUAAAUUGCAAAAAUUUCGAGUCGGGAAAAAAAAUGGAUUCCUACAACGAGAUGGCGACUUUUACGCGUGAAAUUAAAUCGAUGGCUUUGAAUUACACAUUACUUCCAAAAUUUUGACGUUCGGAGCCUAAAAGUCUCUGUAGGACCCGAUUUAUUUUUCAGCGAUUUCUUUCGAAAUGCCAGUUUUGUGUAUUUCUAGCCAUUCCGCGCCAGCUUUUUUAGUUUGGUUUAUGCUUAAAAAAAAGAGCGUAUACCAAGUUAGAUCAAAUUUUGCCGAACAAGAUAUAUAUUUUUUUUGUUUUUUGUUUUUUGCAGGUUUGAAGAGGAAAAGCGAAAAAAGAGAUUUUUUUCGGUCACUUUUUUUCUGCUAUUUUAUUUUAUUUUAUUUUUUUGAAAAACGCAGCGUUAAAAAUCAUUUUGAACGACGAAGACAUCAAUUUUGAAUGGCCAAACUCGCUUUGAAAAUUGCAUUAAUAAAUUUUUGUUUUUUUCAGAGGAGCAUCAAAAGAAUCAACCCUCAGAAUCGCCUCAGGGCUCCAUACGUCGGGGUUAAUGGGGGCGGCAGCGAACAAAACAGCGAUUCGGCUUAUUUGGAAGUCGUCUAA
Caenorhabditis auriculariae is the source of this 4777-nucleotide messenger RNA. The record is from the annotation of a GenBank genome assembly. NCBI's taxonomy places the organism in Eukaryota, Metazoa, Nematoda, Chromadorea, Rhabditida, Rhabditidae.